Molecule: messenger RNA, 390 nt
Organism: Punica granatum (pomegranate)
Lineage: Eukaryota; Viridiplantae; Streptophyta; Magnoliopsida; Myrtales; Lythraceae
Source: RefSeq, a predicted model, not a curated record
AUGAGGCCAACAUUGUUGUUCAACCAUUUGACCAAGAAAAAGAAGUGUCUAGUUAUUUUAGAUGAUAUGUGGCAGCAUUUUGAGCUUACAGACGUUGGUAUUCCAGUCAAAAGAGAUGGUGUUCGUCUGGUCCUAACAACACGAGAUCUUGGUGUUUGCGAAAAGAUGUUGUGUCAAGUGAAAAUAGGAGUUCGACCCCUAUCUGAUGAAGAAGCAUGGGCAUUGUUUAUAUUGACACUUGGUUCUGAUCAACCUCCUAGUCAGAAACUUGUUGCUGAGGAUAUUGUUAAGGAGUGCAAAGGCUUGCCGUUAGCUAUUGUUGUCAUGGCGGGAAGCAUGAGGGGAGAGGUCGAGGAUCAUGUAUGGUGGCAAAGUUAUUAUUAUGGGUGA